AUGAGGUCCAAGAAGCCGACACUGUAAGUCUGCAAAUCCCAUUCAAACAGGUGUGAGGAGCAAAGACAUUCCCAGGUGGCGCAUGUUGAUACGUGGCCAUAUAGGAGCUGAUUGUGAGCAUCUUUGCGCUUUUUUUUAAAGGGUUGUGCCACCCGCAUCCGAAAAUAGUGUUGGUUGUUAGAAAGUAGGUCGAUAGGAACUGAGAGCGACGUUUCUUUCCACGCUUUUGUCUCUCUUCUUUGUUUUUUUAGCGAGGACUGUGGGUUCUUUUUUUUUUUUUUUUUUCAUAGCCUACCCUUGUGUAGAGCGUUUUACGCACAGGUGGGAGAUACCCGCUCAGCAUAGGACAGCCCCCCUCUCUGCUCCUCAGCGGAUGAUGUGAGGAAGUGACAUUUCUCACCGCUGCGGUUCGGGACAGCACUGCUCCGCUGCAAACAGGUGUGCUGCUGUCCGGGUCACUUUAACUGGGAAAAACACGGGGAGGUAGCGUCCCAAAACCUGAACCGAGCUUCCUGGACGCGGGACAGCAGGGACCAGAGGAAGAAGAAUCAGCCCGCUCAAGUCUCCUCUUUAUUAGCCUGGGCUGUUAUAACGGGUUCAGACAGAGAGAGGGGGAGAGGGGGAGCGAUGGCAACGAAAAAGGCGUGCGUGGAUGCGCCCAAAAGGAGCCGGAGUCCGGUCGUGUUGGAGGCGGAGAUGUUCAGUGAAUUUCAGGACUGGUGUCUCCGAACUUAUGGAGACUCCGGGAAAACAAAGACCGUCACCCGGCGAAAAUAUAACAAAAUCAUGCAGACACUGUUGCAGAACGAAGAGUCGGACGGCGUUUAUGUCGACAACAGCCACAUCAACGCCAAAUUCAAAUUUUGGGUGAAGUCUAAAGGAUUUCAGGUCGGGACGAACGUGCUGGGAGAGCACAACAAGAAAGGAGCUCCUGGGAAACCCGUCCUAUAUGUCCCGGUCAAGUCAACGUGUGCGGAUGGGAAUUCGGCCCAGGACAACUCCUCCCUGAAGCGCGUAGCCGUGGUUGAAGACUUCUUUGACAUCAUCUAUGCCAUGCACGUGGAGAUGGGGGCUGAUCCUGGCAGAGCACCUAAACAUGCUGGCCAGAAGAAGACCUACAAAGCGAUAGCAGAGACCUACGCCUUCCUGCCCAGAGAGGCGGUGACUCGGUUCCUAAUGAGCUGUGGAGAGUGUCAGAAGAGGAUGCACAUUAACCCCAGCACCGCAGAGUUCAAAGAAAAUGACAGACCGACCUCACUGGUCCCGGACCUCAUUGAUUACAACAUGCCUCUCACUGCCACAUACCUGAAACAAAUGAAACUGCAGUGCAUGACCGCCACUGAGAGGGACGACAGCUCGGUGAGCAGCGAGGAGAUGAACAGCGCUGAGCCCACAUGGGUCGCAGCUGAGCAGCCCGCAGUGCCUGAGCCCAGUCCAACCAACGGAGAGAGGGUCAGCAACCCAGCAGCCACGGUUAAAGAAGAGGAUGAUGAUGACUCUUCGGAGAGUGGCAGCGCCAACGGGCUGCCGGCCCUGACUUCGCCGGAGGCGCUGGCCGUGGGUGGGAACCCCCCAGACGGUGGGGCCUCAUAUGGGGAGGUGACAGAGAACGGGUUAAGCGCCCCCCUGGACUUCAGCACCACCUCGUCCUCGUCUUCCUCGGAGGAUCAGCAGCCGGUCAAUCUGAGCGACAGGCUGCCUCCGGCCGGGAGCUCGCCGCCCGACCCCUACCCCGCAGAGCCCAAUAGGAAGUACCCCAUCAAAGCAGAGUACACCAACAAGUCCCCCCCUUACAGCUCAGGAAGCUAUGACUCUGUGAAGACCGAACUGAGCAUGAGCGCAGAGGACUUAACCUCCGGUCGAGCGCAGAUAAUCGACGACGACGACGACGAUCACGAUGACCACGACGACAGUGACAAGAUCAAUGACGCUGAGGGGAUGGACCCGGAGAGACUCAAAGCCUUCAAUAUGUUUGUGCGUCUGUUUGUGGAUGAGAAUCUGGACCGCAUGGUGCCCAUCUCCAAACAGCCCAAGGAGAAGAUCCAGGCCAUCAUGGAGUCCUGCGGCCGACAGUUCCCAGAGUUCCAGGAGCGCUCCCGCAAGCGCAUCCGCACCUACCUCAAAUCCUGCCGCCGCAUGAAAAAAGGCGGUUUUGAGAUACGACCAACACCUCCUCACCUCACCUCUGCCAUGGCUGAGAACAUCCUCGCUGCCGCCUGCGAAAGUGAAACCCGAAAUGCUGCCAAGAGGAUGCGGCUCGAUGUCUACCAGGCGUCGGAUGAGCCGGCCUCUGCUGACAAGACCAACUCGAGGGACCCGGCCACCGUCGCCCCGUCGGCGUUCACCAUUUCCAGCACAGCUUUUGCCCAAGACCAGCUCUACACCAACGGAGGCCUCAACUACAACCUGCGGGGAUAUGGGACAGUUGGCAGCAACCAGCAGAACUCUGGUGCAGCACAAACCAACGGUCCCACAGAUCUCAGUAUGAAGUCCAUCGGGCCAAACUCCUCCUCCUCCACCUCCAACAGCCACGGUCAGGGAGGCGGCGGCGGCGGAGCCUCGGCUCAGCUCAGCCCCCCGGAGGUGACGGCGGUGAGGCAGCUCAUCGCGGGGUACCGGGAGUCUGCGGCCUUCCUGCUGCGCUCAGCAGACGAGCUGGAAAACCUGAUCCUGCAGCAGAACUGAGUCUGAGCCAAACCGUGCCAACACGCCCCCCCCUCCCCACUCCUCAGCCUGUCCAUCUCUGUCCCUACACAUCCGGACAGACUGUCACAUACAAAGACACAAUCAUACAUGGGUGAUACUGCAGCGCACAGUGGGUCCUGUAGGUAUGGUACCUUUACUUAUUCCCACGUGUUUAUGUGUUUGAACGGGCCAGAACAUAAACAUAUCACAGGUGGAACGAGAUAUUUAUUUAUGCAUUUGGUUCACUUUGACCUUAGUGCCCUGUUAUCUGUAGCCAUUCAUCCCAUUCAGUUCAUUUUACCACCUGAACCUCCAUUCGUCUCAGGAAGCGAUGAUCUGUGUGGAAAAAAAAAAAGAAAAAGAGAUCGGUAGGCAGACUGAGGUGUUGAAUUAGCAUAUUACCAUAACGCAGCUCAUUUGUGACGAUGUGUGGUCAAACGAAUAGUUAAAUAGCAGUGAAUUAGCAUCAUCACUUACACAGGCUGGGACGUGGCAUGAUUUGAUUAGGUCGAGUCAUUUCUAAGCCAGGUUGCUCAAAAUCCGUAGAUGAAUCGCUGCUAAAAAAGAUGUGGCAGCCCGCCACUGACCUGUUAACCUCAACGGCUACCGCUGGAUGCGCUGACGUGCGAAAGAAAAUUUAAAAAUGCAGAGAUGAGAAAAUUAUAACAGUAUUUUUCAGUUUUCACCUGCGAAAUUUGACCAGAGAAAGGGAACAACAAGAGAUCCGUCGUUGUUGUGUGGUCAAAAUGAUACCUCGGUUCUGCUCAUUUGGAGUCGUUACCAGACACUUGUGGUUACUAAGAGACUCAUUACCCAACUUUAUUUCAGUUACUUUACUGUGAAUAUUCCUCUAGCGGACGUUUUUUUCAUUCCUCAAAGGGACAGAGGCUUUUCAGAAGCUUGGGUAUGCAAAUUGAGGUCACACCUGUCAGGGAAUAAAACGAGAUUAAUAUAUUGUUUAGACUCUUAGUGCUACUGGAAACGUGGAAAAAGGUGCAAUAUUGAAGAUAAUCAGUAAUGGUGUGCUUACUGAAAUGAUUUUCUAAAGCAUUUUAAGGCGUUUUAAGAGGGUGGCAAUCCAUCACAUCCCUCUCCUGCUGUAAGUUGUAAAACAAAAAAAGAAGAAGAAGUGAUAUCCCAUGCAGCAUUGUAGCCAAUUUCAAUGUUGUCGUUUGUUGUGAAUACUGGUCUUUACCGCUAACCUCACAGCCGAGGCACUUUUCAUGUCUGGGAUCAGUUAUCCGUCGUGACAAAAAGGAAAUGGGAUCUGGCAGAAAAGUGAGACUUAAUGUUGCACGUCUUUUUUAUUUAUUUAAUUUUUUUUUAAAUGAUUUUUAUUUUAUUUUUAAGUGGUUAUUUUGUGAAGGAAGUUCAGUGAGUGUUCUCGUGUCACACUCAUGGCACACAUAGCUCACACGCAUCCGCCACUUACAAAGUCAAGUGAAUGCAGCGUACUGGACGCAGUGUGAGACAAAAAGAAACCGCCCGUCCACAUCUCCACCAUCUGACCUCAGCGGUUUCAAACCCUGUGUCCCCCGCCCCCCGUCCCUUCCAGCACCAUGUCUGAAAACACACUGUUCGAAAAGAAGCAAGAGACAAUCUUUGAAAAAUAUGUAAUUGCAUCACAGUUUACUCUCCCAGCUUUCUGCUAUGGUGUGUGUGGUUGUGUGUGUGGUUGUGUGUGUGUGUGUGUGUGUGUGUGUGUGUGUGUGUGUGUGUGUGUGUGUGUGUGUGUGUGUGUUUGGUCUGAGGACACUCAAAAGUACUCAAAGCAGAUCUAGAGCACAGUCUCACAAUUUUAAUGGUGAGUCACUCGGCACAAAAAACAGUCGUGUAAGUGUGUGUGUGUGUGUGUUUUUUGUUGAUGUACGUAUUGCUAUUGACAGCGUGUUUGUGUAUAAGUGGAGUGACCCAGUUUGUACAACAUCAAUCUGUGAAGAUUUAAUUCAGUCGUCUGAAACAUUCCAAACAAUGACUCUUCAAGCAGCCCUCAGCGGCUCGCACCUUAUUGAUCUGUCAAAGUUCAGAGAGAUAUAUUUCUGUAUUUAUCACGAAUCUCAUCAAACGUGUCAUUAAUCCGUCUGUUUCAGCAUUUAUGCGUCCGUUUUCUCGUCAGAGUUGGACACGCGCUGUCCCAAAUGAACCAUUCCGCAUUUCAUUACCAUGUCACAGUUCGGGCUGCAUCGCAUUUACAUUUAAAUGAUCUAUUGCAAGUUUGGAAGCACUUUAUAGCUCAGGAUUAAGGUAACACAAUGACUCGAGUGUGUCUUUACCUCAUUUGGUUUAUCAGCUGCAGUUCAAACAGAGAACUGGUGACAACAAAGGACAAUUUGACACAGCUCACAAUCAGAGGCAGUUUUCAUCUAGAAAAAAACAAAAAAACGGCGUUUUUAUGGGAGCUCAGUUUGAACUCAUCAGUGUGGAUGGUCCUUCUGAGGGGCGUUUCAUAACGGAGGCUCAGUCUCUCUUCAAUUAGACUAGCAAAAUAUACCCACGUGAAUUAGUUUCAUAAAGUAGGUUUGAAGGGAAUCGUGAGGCAUUAAAUAUGUAUAAAGAAUAAAUGGACACGCAGUAAAUGGACAAAAAAAUGAAAUAAAAAAAUAUUAAGAAAAGACGACGCAAAAUCACAACCACAAAAAAAAAAAGUUAAACAGAACUUUAGUGGCUUGUCUUUCUACAUCCCUCUGUUGCUGUGCAUGUCUUCAAGUUAAUGUAUCAAGGGACUGAAUCAAAUUUAAGUUUGUAAAUGUGAAAGGCUUCAGAAAACCACUGCCUGAAUCUGCAGCUCCUCUCAGCCUCACGCAGCUUUAAUGAGUUUCGACCACAACUUAACGCUCUGGGUUUACUCUCGCUGCUCUCACACGGCCCUUUUCAUUUGCAACAGGCGCCUGAUUUCAUUGUAAAUCUUUUAAAACGCCACCUGUCCAGCGCGGAGCAGCAGACAGACGUGAGCUCAGAGGAGCCGUUCGCAGCCUAAGUGCCAGAUAUUUCCCCGAGGAGCUGGUGGAGACCAAAAACAGAGCUAAAACCUGCUUUAUGAAACGGUACCAGCGUGUCUCGUCUCUCUCUUUAUGAAACGCCCCCCUGGACUCAGACAGACGUCACCACAGAUGUCCGCGGGACCCGAGUCCUCACACAUGUCUUCCUCGUCUCCUUCAACCUGCUCGUUUUGUUACUGUAGCCAUAGCAGAUCCUGUGACCAUCUCGUCGAAACUCUGUGACGCCGUGUUGAAUCUCGUCCGAUUUUCACAACCGAACAUUUGCUUGCAGAUCGGUAUUCUGUCUUUAAGUCAACGCUGAGCGACAUUUUAGCUGUGUGCUGGAGUUACUGUGAUCGGCGACAACCCCUUGUUGUCAUGUUGUUGUUCUUGUUUUGUUUCGUUUUUUUUUUCCUAAUGAUUCCCAAUGGACUUUCUCUUUGUAUUGACUGGACAAUGUAAUUUAUUGGUGUUGAUUAAAAAUGCCCUGGUAGCUUGUGGAUUGCUAAAGUGGUCAGAUAAAUGUACUGUAUAGCUGUACAAAGAGUGAUAAAAGAUGUUUUAAGCCUUUCCUUUUUUUUCUGUGGGUACAGCACUGUUAAAAAAAAAAUCAAAGUGGUUUUAGCCCUUGCCUGUUUUAACUUAUCAUUUGGUGAUGGUCUGUAUUACUUCUAUUGUUAUUUAUAUUAUUUCAAUUGUUGCCUCUCCUGCACUGAUAAGAGACUGUAGCUCUGUGCAGGGGGUUGUACUGUAAACCUGUGUGAAGCUUUGUAUUUCUCCCCUCUGGUUUUGGACUCAGUGAAAGUGUGAUGUUUACAUGUACAGUUUUUCAGAUUCUUUGAUUUUUGCGUUUUAUUCAGACAACGUUUUUUUUUUUUUUUUCUUUCCUCACCUAUUUCCCCCCUAAUCUGUGUACAUUUGCCCAGAUUUCUUUCCUUUUGUUGUGUCAUUGCAUCAAAGUGCAGACGUGACCUCUUUGACGACCUGGUCACUCGGUCAGAGGGUGCCGUGACAACUGGCUGUGGUGGGCUCGGCGUUGUGGUGGCUUCCAGCAUUUUUAAAAGGUAAUCUUAAGUAAAAAGGGAGCGUCACAACUUCUCAAAGUGGACCGGCAAAGAUUCACUAUUAAGGAUUAAGACUUUAAUCAACUGUUUUAAAAUACUAUUGUGGCCUAAAUGGAGAAUGGUACAUUUAUUACACUACAUUAAGUGCUCAUAAACUUUUAAUGUCCCGGCCCGUGUUGUCAGGGAAAACUCCUUGUCCUUAACCCGACUGGUGCCCUAAAAGGUACACUUUGACCUGUUGUAAUAUCUCCUCGGUAACGUAAAAGCCAUUCCCCUCUCCUGGCCUUUUAAGGGGAACCCAUAAACCUCAGGAAAUACUGAAUCUCCAAUUUUAGUUUUUAUCCACUGAUUUCUUCUGAAAUGAGAUUUUAGUCUCUAACAAAAACCAUUAACAUUUAUAUGAGAUGUCUAUUGUUUUGUACAUUGAUCAUUGUGAUUUAAAAGUGGAGCUUUUUCCAGUACCUGUGACUUAAUAUUUUGAUUUUUCGGAGUGUUUAUAGGUAUGGAUAUUUAUUAUUAUAUAUGUGAAACUACAAAAAGACAAAAGACAAGGUUGAUACCUGUUUCAUUUGUAUGUUUCAUGCAAAACUGUCCAGGUGAGAUUCUCUCUGCCUCUUACAUAUCACUAAUGAGGGACCUGUGUGUUUGUUUGGAAAUAGCGCUUUUUCAGUGUUGCAUCAACGCUAUGAGAAAAAAAAGAGUAAAAAAACAAAAAACAAACAAAACAAAAAACACCAGUGGUUUACCAACAGCAGAGUUGCAAGGCUCUCCUCUUCUCCUGAGAUGUCAGUAAUUGAAUAAAAUAGUGCGAUGAGCUAUCAAACCGA
Mugil cephalus (flathead mullet) is the source of this 7554-nucleotide messenger RNA. It is a transcript of the gene nol4la, whose product is annotated as nucleolar protein 4-like a. Bases 628 to 2685 code for a protein of 685 amino acids. Lineage: Eukaryota; Metazoa; Chordata; Actinopteri; Mugiliformes; Mugilidae. The transcript is spliced from 11 exons. The record is from RefSeq and is a predicted model, not a curated record.